This is a messenger RNA of Candidozyma duobushaemuli, 477 nucleotides long. Its product is annotated as bZIP transcription factor. Gene Ontology annotation, molecular function: DNA-binding transcription factor activity. Gene Ontology annotation, biological process: regulation of DNA-templated transcription. The record is from RefSeq and is a predicted model, not a curated record. NCBI's taxonomy places the organism in Eukaryota, Fungi, Ascomycota, Pichiomycetes, Serinales, Metschnikowiaceae. The coding region runs from base 1 to 477 and encodes 158 amino acids. The transcript has a single exon.
AUGAAUUUACGGAUUUCUCAAGUUCCAGCUCAGAUCUUGCUCAGCUUGACACGCUUCUUUCGGCCCCAGGGGCCUAGAUUUCGAAACACCACAGGAGUUUUCUUCCUCCGAGAACAAUACACCCCACAAUUACGGUGGGUCGAUGAAUCCAAGGACUACUUCACCAAAUCGAAGCCUGAGCCCAGGAUGUCUGUCUCCAAUGACGACAUCGAUAAAGUUCGGAAGAGACUAAGUAAACGGAAACAUCGUCCCCUUGAGUUGAAACCUGACCAGGCGCCAAAGUCCGACAAACGUAUGAGGAAUACGCUAGCGGCACGUAGGUACCGAGAGCGUCAGAGGAAGGAUGUUGAGGUUCUCGACUCUCGCAUCAAGCAGAUGGAAGAGGAGCUCAACAAAGCCAAACUCGAAGCAAUGUGGUGGAAAAUGGAAUCUAAGCGCUGGAAGGAAGAAGUCGACAAGUUGCGCAAGAAACUGUAG